UGUCAGUCAUAUGACGUUAGUGUUUCUGCAGGUGCUUGACGCGGUGGUGUAUUGCGUAAUAGGAGCAGAAAAUACACUUAAAGAUGGCUUCAGCUACAGCUACCUAUGGACAGAAGGAGUCCUCAGACCAGAACUUUGACUACAUGUUCAAGAUCCUCAUCAUUGGAAACAGCAGCGUGGGCAAGACCAGCUUCCUGUUCCGCUACGCAGACGACUCUUUUACGCCAGCCUUCGUCAGCACGGUGGGCAUUGACUUCAAGGUGAAGACCAUCUACAGGAACGACAAGAGGAUCAAGUUACAGAUCUGGGAUACGGCAGGGCAGGAGAGGUAUAGGACUAUCACCACGGCUUACUACCGCGGUGCCAUGGGCUUCAUCCUCAUGUAUGACAUCACCAAUGAGGAGUCCUUUAAUGCUGUGCAGGACUGGGCGACCCAGAUUAAGACGUACUCGUGGGACAACGCCCAGGUCCUGCUAGUAGGCAACAAGUGUGACAUGGAGGACGAGAGGGUGGUGGCAGGAGACAGGGGCAGGCAGCUUUCUGAACACAUGGGGUUCGAGUUCUUUGAGGCCAGUGCCAAAGAUAACAUCAAUGUGAAACAGACGUUCGAGCGGCUGGUGGACAUAAUCUGCGAAAAGAUGUCUGAGAGCUUGGAUGCCGCUGACCCGGCAGUUACAGGGGCUAAACAGGGGCCCCAGCUCACCGAGCAGCCCGCACCCCCCCAACAGGACUGUGCAUGCUAAAGCUGAGCGACCCCCCCACACACACCAUCAACUCAUCCUCAGGUCCCCUCACACCCCCCUCUUCCCCACAAAUCAAUGAAUCACUCCAUAUGGGUGAAUAGGUGAUGUUCACUCUGUUUCUCACAUGAUUCUCGUGUCCUCUGCUUCCUUUACUCGGGUCCUCACUGGUCUUAAAUUCUCUAUCCAGAGUCUGCCCCAAAUCUUCAUCAUUGUUUACCUUAUUUUCUCAGACUAAUGGUUUUCUGAUAAAAGCCUUUGUUGGAGACGGAUGGAAUUCCAUAUUAAAGUAUGUGUUGUCAUAAAGAGGUCAAUACUUUGGAAACAGAGAUAUUGAAGCCGAGUGCAUAUAUACUGUCUAAAUCCCCUGUCUGUGUGAAAUACAAGAAAACAUAUAUUGGAUUGCAUCAGUCACUGGUAUAACAUCAUUUCCUGUCUCAAAUUUUUUGUCCAAUCAGCCUUUU
Molecule: messenger RNA, 1204 nt
Organism: Oncorhynchus tshawytscha (Chinook salmon)
Lineage: Eukaryota; Metazoa; Chordata; Actinopteri; Salmoniformes; Salmonidae
Product: ras-related protein Rab-3A
Exons: 5
Coding region: 84-743 (219 amino acids)
Biological process (GO): regulation of exocytosis; protein localization to plasma membrane; protein secretion
Cellular component (GO): endosome; synaptic vesicle membrane; synaptic vesicle
Molecular function (GO): GTPase activity; GTP binding
Source: RefSeq, a predicted model, not a curated record